Messenger RNA from Sphaerodactylus townsendi, 4810 nucleotides. RefSeq names its product growth arrest specific 2 like 1 (gene GAS2L1). Gene Ontology annotation, molecular function: actin filament binding; microtubule binding; cytoskeletal adaptor activity. Bases 838 to 3732 code for a protein of 964 amino acids. Gene Ontology annotation, biological process: protein localization to microtubule plus-end; actin crosslink formation; regulation of microtubule polymerization or depolymerization. The record is from RefSeq and is a predicted model, not a curated record. NCBI's taxonomy places the organism in Eukaryota, Metazoa, Chordata, Lepidosauria, Squamata, Sphaerodactylidae. Gene Ontology annotation, cellular component: microtubule plus-end; actin filament; stress fiber. The transcript has 6 exons.
GUUUCGUUUCUGAUCCGGAUGAGAUCAAGGCGCCGGCGGUGGGAAGGAGGAGGAGGAGAAGGAGCGGCGGGGCCGGCCCUGAUUGACUCCCCGCAGCCGGCGAUGCCGCAGCGCGAGAUGGGCGCGCUCAGCCCCGGCGGCUGGUGGCCGGGCUCUGCUGCCUACCUGGGCUAACCUUGGCGGCGACCAGCCCGCGGGGCCUCCCCGGGUGGCCCCACCUCUUCCUUCGCUCGCAGCCGGGCGCCGCUAUUAUAAACCGAUUAAUUCCCAGGCAGCAAUUAGAAAGAAGAGCGGAUCCUGCGGCAGGCGGAGCCUCCCAGCCCCGGCGCUCUGCAAAGGCCGGCUGGGUUGCGUCGUGUUGCCUCCCGGGCCCUGCAAAGGGGGAAGACGACGCUUCUCUGCCGCCCCCCUCGACUUCCCGGGCUCGUUUCCUCCACCCUGGGGCAGCUUCGGGUGUUCCUCCGCCCCCACCCUUUUUCAGGCUCGGAACCAACUGCAGAGGCCGGAACGAAACCGCCGAGCGCCCACCCACCCCCACCCGUGCGUAAAGUUCCCGGAGGAAAGCGCACGUGGGAAAGCAGGCCGAGAGAACCCGGGGAUGACGCGUGGCUGUAGCUCCGAGGACUGGGCGGGCUGAGCGGCUCCUCCCACCCUCCCGGAGGGUCCACGUUGGAUCACCGUCCCGCCCUCACCUGGGGAAAAGUGAGCCCGAAGGCCAUCAUGGAGACGCAGGUCGAGUCCCAUCCCAGGUGUGUCACUUCCUUGGUGACCGGUAGCUGAAUGUGUGGAUUGGGAGCUGGCUGGCUUACACAGUAACACGCCAAGAGAAUAUACAAGAUGGCUGACCAGAGUAACAUCCAAUCAGCAGCUUCCAAGAGUAUUCGCCCAUUCCGCUCUAGCGAAGAGUAUCUCUAUGCCAUGAAAGAGGACCUUGCUGAGUGGCUGAACACCCUCUAUGACCUUGAGGUCCAGGUGGAGAACUUCAUGGACGUUCUGGAGACUGGCUACGACCUCUGCCAGCAUGCCAACAACGUCAACCGCAUAGCCCUGGAGUUUCAACAGCUGCACCCAGAAGCAACAGCUCGCAUGAAAAUUCCGCAGAAAGAGGUCAUCUUCCAAGCAAAAAACGUGGUGCCCGGCUCCUUCAUUGCCAGGGAUAACAUCUCCAACUUCAUUCAGUGGUGCCGUCAGGAACUGGGCAUCCAAGACGUCCUGAUGUUCGAAACAAAUGAUCUGGUGCUGAAGAAGAACGAGAAGAACUUUGUCCUCUGCCUCCUGGAGGUGGCCAGGAAAGGCUCCAAGUUUGGCAUGCUGGCGCCCAUGCUCAUCCAGAUGGAAGAGGAGAUUGAGAAGGAAAUGAGAGAUCAGGUCACCUAUGGAGAGCUGGAGACGGAGCAGGCGAGCGAAGACCUAGGGCCCCAGUCGCCAGUCUAUCCAAGCAGGACUCAGAGAAUAACCUUAUGUGACCUCAAGAAUCUGGAUGAGCUGGUAAGGGAGAUCCUGGGCCAUUGCACCUGCCCUUCUCAGUUCCCCAUGGUCAAGGUCUCGGAGGGCAAAUAUAAAGUGGGAGAUUCCAACGCGCUGAUCUUUGUUCGAGUACUGAGGAGUCACGUAAUGGUUCGUGUUGGUGGAGGCUGGGACACUCUGGAGCACUACCUAGACAAACACGAUCCAUGUCGAUGUAAUUCUCUCUCCCACCGUCUGACACAGACACGAGGCCUCGCUUUCUCUCCACAAAAGAUGGCAACUCCAGGCAGCCCCCAAGCCGGCAGCCCCAGCAGCCAGCGCCGAGCUGAAGCUAUGAGCCUGCACAAGUCCUCUGAACCCAUCCGGGCAGGUGAUAAGCGAGGCGAUCCAAAUUAUGCCAAGGCGAACCGUCCAGGCUACCCAACUAAAGGAACUGGAGAUGCCACUGCUCUGAGGCAGGGGUCAACUGGGAGACACAAUGGACUGACCAUAAGGUCUGGCCCAGCUGCCCAGAGAUCUGCCAGCCCCUUAAGGGGCUCCACAGCCCAGACCCACCGGGACAACUGUGACCUACACGGCUCCAACAUUCUGAGGCUCCCUAGAGCCCGUCGACUUUCUGGAGACAGUGAUUCCUCAGCGUCGUCAGUUCAGAGCGGGAGUCUGCCCAGGAGACGUAACGAAGAGGGCAGCCUGGCACUCCGAAGGGAGUCUGGAAAACGCAUCUCUGAAGGAGUUGGGCUGCACGCCAGCGCCAGUCCCAAGAGGCUGCCGGACAGCCGCAGCCAGUCGCGAGAACGGGGCAGCUUGCCGAGGCCUUCGCCGGGGGCAAAGAGGACUGAGGCUGGCGACCGGGGCCGUCCACGGCUGCCAAAUGGGUCUAGCAAGCCAGUGGCCCAGAGCCCACACCCCAGAGCCCACAGCCAGGGGAGGCCUGUUGGAGAACCCGUGCUCCUUAUCAACCGAGGGAAGGAUGGGCAACAUUCUUGGGCACGAUCUGAGGACCCGAAGGAGAACUUGGGCAGCUCUGGCAGAGUCACCCCCAGGACCAAGAGCCCGGCAAGGGGCCACUUUGCUUCUGCGGGUUCCAGGAGUCCAGUGCUCACCAACCGAAGGGGGUCUCUUCCUGCUACCAAAGUCACAGACGCCUCAGCCCGAGGAGCGUCCUCAGAUUCCGGGUCCCAGAGGCAGCGGCAGCCAUGUUUGAUGGCGCCAAGAGUCCCUUCAAGGGAGCAGUGGUCUAGGGGGCCCUCACAUGUCCGGCAGCCCUCAGACAGUUUAGGGCAAGAGUUGGAGGAAGCGGCCCGCACCUUCCGGACCCCGCUGCGUCUCGACCCGAGCCAAGAGCAGCAGCUUUACCGACGGCUGGAAGAGGAGUUUCUGGCCAAUUCCCAAAUGAUGGGCCUACAGGAAGACGAGGAGCAAGAACAGGUGGAGCCUCUGGGGCGAGGCUGUGACGGCUCUCGACUCCUGCAAACCACCCCGGACCAAGGAGCUGCUGACUCCGCCUACUGCUCCUCCAGCUCUUCAUCUUCUUCCCUCAAUUUCUUCAGCAAAUACGGCCUCCAGGCCGAGUCCAAAGAGGAACCCAAGAGGAACCUUCCCUCCCAAAGGGUCUGGGCCUCGGAUGCGGGUGCAGCUCCCUCUGACAUCCCCAAUGGCUCUGCUGACGCCUCUGACCUCUGGGACUCUCCCACAACUCUGGAGCGAGCCACACGUUGGCGGAAGCCGGCCUUGUCGAGUUCCUCUGAUGAAAGCAACUGCUACGUGGGCUUGCAAGAGGUGCAGGAAGGAGUGGAGCUGUCCAAGCCACGAGCAGGCAGCCCGUGGGGCGCUGUGGAACAGGCGGCCUCCGAUGCAGACUCGGAAUCUUUGCACUGUGAAUUUGGCAAGGAGCCUCCGGUGCAGCUCCCCGAUGGGUCCCCAGGAACUCCUCCCCCUGAGGAAGUCAUUCUCAGGCAGAAGACAUCCCUGAAGAAACCCGACCGUGUGCCUUCCAUCUAUAAGCUCAAGUUGCGUCCCAGGAUCAAGCCCCGCACAGACUCUCAGCCAGACAAGAAGCCGACCAAGAUCCCCACGCCCCUCAGCUACAAGGCCGUGGGGGCCAGCAAAUCUCCAGCAGGGGGCGCCUCGCCCAAGGACAGUCCUUCCAAGCGCCAGACCGAGCACAGGACCUGGACGACUUUCCACAAUGUGUUCUCCUCCUUUGUGGAGCCUGCCCGGGGCCCAGCAGAGUCAGGGGUGGCCGACGAAGGCACGUGGGCCUGAGGGUUCCCGGAAGAGAGUGCAGCGUGGGCUGCUUCCGUUACCCUGCUCUUCCCCUACCUGCUGCUGCCAUGGGCAUAUUUCCUUCAUGACCUUGAUAUUGCUGCUGUUUCGAAAAGUUAGGCGGGGGGGGGGUCCAACUCUGGCACUUCAGAUGUUCAUGGACUACAAUUCCCAUCGGCCCCUGCUGGCAUGGCCAAUUGGCUGUUGGGGAUUGUAGUCCAUGAACACCUGAAGUGCCAGAGUUGGACACCUCUGAGAUAGAGGGAAUGGGGGGUGGCUUUUAUCCCGAAGGUGGUACUUCCGUCGUUAUUUUUUUAACCGAGGCUGGAAGUUGGCAUGGCUUUUUAAUUUCCUUCUCCGUGAAAUGCUUUUAGGGGAGAGUCCGUCAGCACUGGAUCCAUAGAGGGAGGAGUCUCCAAAGACAGCCUGCAAAUCUCUGGGGCUGGAUAUCUCCCUUUGUGAUACUAUUGCAGUACUUUACAAAUCUCCCUGUUGUAGUACUAUUGAAUUCCCCCCUCUCCUUUAGCCUUCUGAAUUCAAUAGCACUUUGCCUCUCCGACCCUCUUGGCUGGCCUGGCCUCCCCAUAUUUCUCCCUCAGGAGAAGGGCUGAAACUCUGGCCUCUUGGGGGACCGAGUCCUGAAAAUACUUACUGAUACGGGAUAAGUGUGCAUGGGGUGUGGGAGGGGCCUGCAGAGAGCAACUCCCUGGUAUGCAAGGUGAUGGCGUUUAUUUUUUUAAAAGAAGCUUCUCUUUUAACGGAUUAUAUUUUUAACAAGACGUGUUUUGGAGAGGAGGUCAGGGAGGGGGUGCUGAAGUCUUGCACAUGAAUUUCUCUUCAGCCGGACCCUCUCGGCUUCCUAGAACCUGGGCCAUUAGAGUCCCCUUGACCCUCGAUGUACUGUAGGUGUGUUUUAAUAAUCUAUGCAUAUUUAUAUAUGUAAUAUGGAGGUGUCGCACUUGGUCAGGAGCGACCCCCUCCGCUAGAGCGCCCGCCCAUCGUCCGACCCCAUGAAUGUAGCUAACUGAACUGACCUGCAAGCUCUCGAAACCCAGACAGUAAAAAUGGACAAAUCGAA